Maniola jurtina (meadow brown) is the source of this 4452-nucleotide messenger RNA. RefSeq names its product ribonuclease Z, mitochondrial (gene RNaseZ). Gene Ontology annotation, biological process: mitochondrial tRNA 3'-end processing. The coding region runs from base 207 to 4340 and encodes 1377 amino acids. Lineage: Eukaryota; Metazoa; Arthropoda; Insecta; Lepidoptera; Nymphalidae. The record is from RefSeq and is a predicted model, not a curated record. Gene Ontology annotation, molecular function: 3'-tRNA processing endoribonuclease activity. Gene Ontology annotation, cellular component: mitochondrion. The transcript is spliced from 30 exons.
GUCAACGUCACUGUCAAACUCAGCCGAAGAAAACCAUGAAAACAUUGGAAAUCGGCUUUCGGAAGUUCUAAAUCUGAAUGUGUCAAUAAAAAGAAGAAAUAAAAUCUAAAAAAUUAUGUAAAAUAUUAAUAAGCAAUAGCGUAUUUUAAAUAUACAUAAGGAAAGCUCGUAAAUUUAACGCACGAAUUGCAAUAACCUCCAAACACAUGUACGGUAAACUUAGUCUAAUUAGCAGAGUAGUUAGAAUACAUAGUGUGCGCUAUUACAAAAAAGACACUAAGAAGCUGUUGGAAUUUCUAGCCAGUAUGCCGAAGCCCAAUUCUGAUAGGAUAGCGGAGGCCCAACGCCAGCGUCAGACCAUUUCCAAAAAGUCUGAAAAGUACGGCCCCAGUACAGUGUACCUACAAGUAUUGGGUUCCGGUGCUAGAGGAGCCCCCAACACUUUGUAUCUAUUUACGGAUCAAAAGAGGUACUUAUUUAACUGUGGAGAGGGUACUCAAAGGCUGGCACAUGAACACAAAGUGAAGUUGUCACGACUUGAUGACAUCUUCAUUACAAACAAGACGUGGAGAAAUAUUGGUGGUUUACCAGGCCUCUCACUAACACUUCAAGAUGUUGGUGUACCGAAUAUCACAUUGCAUGGGCCAGAAGGAUUGGAUGAAUUGUACAAUGCAACCAAGAGGUUUGUGAUAAUGAAGGACAUGAAUGUCAAAAUGGCAAAGUGCAGCAGCUCCGAGGACUUUAAAGACAAUGUGAUGACUGUCAAAUAUGUACUUAUGGGUCCCCAAGGCAGUAUCCUUCAAACAGACCCCAAACCAGCAGCAAAGAAGCCCAAACUGGAUGAUAAGAUACCAGUUGAGUUCGAGGAGUUCAUACAUGAUGACACAGAUUACUACAAGUCUCGCCAAGCAACAGCAAACAGCAAAAAUACGAAUUUUAAGCCUAAUGCGAAACUGCAUAGCAAUGAAAAAGAUCAUUACAAGAAAAAGACUGAGAAAGUUCUGGAAGAUCUACUUAAUCCACAUUAUUCUACAGUUGCAUACAUCUGUACCAUAAAGAAACGCCUGGGCACUUUAGACCUGGAAAAAUGCGUAGAAUUUGGAGUUAAACCAGGCCCGAUGUUAGGGCAAUUGAAGAGUGGUCAUGACGUAGUGUUGCCGGACGGACGACUGGUCCUGUCCAAGGACGUGAAGACGCCUGACGACCCUGGACCAGUAUUUAUUGUGCUGGAAGUGCCGGAGCUGUCGUACCUGAACGAGUUGGAGUUUGCAGCGCACUUCGACAGUGACAGCAACCCGCCAGAGAACAUCCCCACUGUCGUCGUGCAUUACACGCCGCCACACGUCCUCCAACAUCCCAAGUAUCGUGCCUUCAUGGCAAAGUUUGGAACCUCAACACGCCACCUGAUCCUCAACUCUCAGAACUCUUGCCUGGGUUCGGAAGCGGUGCAUCGAACUCAGCACAAACUGCACCUAUUGGAUGCGGAUAUGUUUCCGAUGUUACGCGACUUGAGCGUGCCCGCUCUAUGGACCCCCAGUCCAUCUUUGCCACAGACUGAUAGCCCGAUACGACUGAAGGGGUUGGAGGAACUGAAGAAUAAGAUCGCCGCGGCUCAGUUCCAGAACCUAAUUAGUGCGGAGGGCUCGUGCGGCGGCGACGCGGGAGUUUGCGCCGCGGACUCGCUCGCUAAGCUCGAGCUGAUUGCAGGUCGAACGCUCACGAUGUUCCAUUUGAGGCCGAAGAAGCAACUUGAUAGAUCAGCGGAACCGAAACUCCACAUCCAAGACUACCUUCAAGAGGCGAUGAACGCAGAUGGCUUCGUGGAGAGCUUGGAGAAGUUCCGCAGUCUCGUGGACAGCAUGCGCUAUGCGAACAGCGGCGCUCAGAAGGAGUACCCCAAGGUUGUGUUCCUGGGGACUGGCUCUUGUAUACCCAGCAAGACGAGGAACACUAGCGCUAUUGUUGUGCAAGUUGAUGAAAACCGGUCCAUAUUGUUAGACUGUGGUGAAGGAACAUUCGGGCAGUUGGUGCGUUUCUACGGGCCCAAGCGCGUCAACACCUUCCUGAGGUCACUCAGGGCUAUCUACGUAUCGCAUCUGCACGCUGACCACCAUAUCGGUCUAAUCGGAGUUCUGCAGGCUCGACGGCAGGCGUUUGAAGAAUCAAAAGAGCAGACUCCAAUAACACCGCUGUACCUUCUGGCUCCUGGUCAGAUAGUGACGUGGCUCUCCAUAUACGACCACCAGUUCGAGCCGAUUCGGGAAGAGUUCACCCUUAUACCCAAUCAGAGUUUGCUGGAUUCAAACAAUGAAUCGUCAAAUGCCGAACUAACAUCAUCAGUGCUGGCCAGUAUAGGCGUGCAGGAAAUACGUACGUGCCUGGUCGCGCACUGUCCUAACGCCUUCGGGGUUGCUAUUCAAGUCGACCACGAUUACAAGCUCACUUACUCCGGCGAUACUAUACCUUGUGAAGAGCUCGUCAGGAUUGGCAAAGACUCCACCCUUUUAAUCCACGAAGCGACGAUGGAGGAUGAAUUGGCAGAUGAGGCGCGGAUCAAAAUGCACUCCACUACAUCACAGGCCAUUGCCAUCGGAAAACAGAUGGGCGCCAAAUACACAGUUCUAACGCACUUCAGCCAAAGAUACGCGAGGCUCCCACGACUCAACUCCCACAUUCUGAACGAUAAUAACAGUGUUGGGAUUGCUUUCGACAACAUGCAGAUAACAACCAGCGACCUAGAGCUUCUCCCGCAUAUGUAUGCGCCAUUACAACUGAUGUUCGCUGAACAUUGUGUGGAAUUGGAACUGAAGGCGCAGAACCGAGCACGGCAAAAGAAACGGGCAAUUUCCCCUAGCAUGCCCACUUCCGCGCCAUGGAGGCAGCGCUCGCCAAGCUGCCACGGUACAGCCUCUGCGCCCGCAGCGACUUCUGUUUGCGGAUAUAGAGAGAGUAAAUCAUCUCGUUUAAGACAAGAAAAAAGUUUAGCAGAGCGCAGGGCUGGUUGCCGAAGCAAGUCGUGUUCCCGCUCUAAGGCUUCAAGUAGCCCGUCUAAAACACCAACCAGGUGCAGCACACCACAUUCACUGGACAGAUCUGUAAAUCAUAGAACGCCACCUACGACGAGCGAUACGUUGUCUGCUGGCAAGCGGAUUCCGGCCAACACCAACACGUCUGAAACUAGUCGAUCCACUUUUGUUAUCGACUCUCACUCGAGAACAUUAAAUUCAUCAACUGGCAGCUGUCUACCGGAAGUACCGGAUGUUACUGCCGACAUUUUUGUGAAUAAUAACAUUUUCGACCUCGCUAGAAAACCUGUGCCUGCAAAACCUAUUGGUUCUACAGGCAUGGGUCACGAAGAACGAUUCGGAAAUCGUACCAAUAAAAGGUCGGCGUUAAAAACAGGAGAACGCUCAAAACCUUCAGACAGUGAAAAAUUUUCUUCAUCUAUGAAGCUAUCCCGAUCACCCGUUCAAUCUUGGAGAGUACUGCCCAAAAUAGACAUUGCAAGCAGUAUUCUCUACCACUUAUUGUUCUGGAGGCUCUACCACAUUGUCAUCUGCUUUUCGUACUUGCAAUGGCAAUUACUAAUAAAAGUAAUCGCAGUUGGUUAUUUGUUCUGGACAGCUACUAAGGCCGUAUCCAGGUCUGGGGAAAAAUCUCGCGCCGUACUUGCUGGUUCUGAUACACAAAGGUUGAAUAUGAAAACCGUUCCUGACGCUAAAUCAAUAAGACAGCAAUCACCUCAGCCAAGAGUCACUUUGAGACAGGGAUCACUAUCACUAGAAAGAAAUCCGCAAGAAACAAGAUAUUUAACUACAUCCAACAGGCCGAGAUCGUCAAAUACGGCUUUUAUCAGAGACCGGAAUUCAGAAAAACCGUCGACAGUGCAGAAUAGUGGAAAACAUAUCUUAACAUUUCAUAAUGAUAGUCCUCUGAAAGUAAACGCCAAACCACAAGCUAUCGUAAAACCUACACCAACAACUUCUCGAGGAAGUUUCAAUGUGACAACGAGAAAGCCAGAGAGUUCCAAAUAUAUAAAAACUCUUCCCCCUAUGAAUAGCCGAUACUCAUUUAAUCACAGCAACAAAAGUUUCAAACCACAAUUGGAAGAUAUCAAGAGUUCUUUUUUGCUGAUGAAUAAUAAGAAUACAGGCAGAAAUGCUAAGGCUCAACCAGAAAGAGACAAUCGGCAGGUCCAAGUGUUUAAGCCACAGCCAUUAAAUGAAAAUGAAAGAAGAAAACUGUUACAGAAAACAAUAAGCAAGUUUCAGACAAAGCAAUAUUGGAAUGACUCAAAAUAUGACAAAAUAGAGGGCCUAAACUGGAUACCAUGGAAAUAAAUGAGUUUGUGAACAGAGCAUCUUUCCCAUAAGAAUUUAUUGACAGUUACAUGAAUGGUUUUGUUAAUUAAAGUUUACAAGCACUAAACAUAAAUAAAAAAAAUUGGAAAGA